Messenger RNA from Cloeon dipterum, 1518 nucleotides. RefSeq names its product mitochondrial 2-oxodicarboxylate carrier. Bases 97 to 987 code for a protein of 296 amino acids. The record is from RefSeq and is a predicted model, not a curated record. The transcript has 5 exons. NCBI's taxonomy places the organism in Eukaryota, Metazoa, Arthropoda, Insecta, Ephemeroptera, Baetidae. Gene Ontology annotation, biological process: transmembrane transport.
UGCUCCAGAUAAAGAUGAGCGCCAGUGGGGGCCCCUAGCGGACGACCAGACAGCUUUCAUUGUAAACACAGACGAGACCAAGACACCGGGCCAGCGAUGUCGGAGCCGCGGAAGGUGGCCCAACAGGCGGCCAUGCAAAUCGCGGCCGGCGGUUCGGCCGGGUUCGUCGAGGUGUGCCUGAUGCACCCCCUGGACCUGGUGAAGACACGGCUGCAGCUGCAGACUCGUGGAGCAUCUUUGGACCCGCAAUUUUACAAUGGCGUUGUGGACUGCCUGAAGAAAAUGUACCGACACGAAAGCUUUCUCUCCUACUGGAAGGGGGUGGUGCCCCCAAUUUUGGCAGAGACCCCGAAAAGGGCCGUCAAGUUCUUCACAUUCGAGCAGUACAAAAAGGUGUUUCUGUUUGGUUCUCCAACCCCAACGCCUGUGACCUUUUCAUUGGCCGGUUUGAGUGCAGGCAUCACGGAGGCAAUUUUGGUCAACCCGUUUGAAGUGGUGAAAGUUUCCCUUCAGGCCAAUAAGGGCAAGGCGCCCUCAACUUGGAGCAUGACGAGACAAAUAGUCAGAGAAAACGGGCUUUGGGGAUUUAACAAGGGGAUGACGGCCACAAUCGCUCGCAACGGAGCUUUCAACAUGGUUUACUUUGGAUUCUACCACUCCGCCAAGAAUUACCUCCCUGAAUCGCAGGACCCUGCUCUGGAGUUUUUCCGGAAACUUCUACUUGGCUUUGUGUCAGGCACUAUGGCCUCAUGCUUCAACAUCCCAUUCGACGUGGCCAAAAGUCGCAUCCAGGGACCGCAACCGGCCAGUGGCAUCAAGUACCGGUCCACCGUGGCCACAAUGCGCAUAGUGGUUGCGGAAGAAGGCUGGCGAGCCUUGUACAAGGGACUGGUGCCCAAAGUGAUGCGCCUCGGACCUGGAGGAGCUGUCAUGUUGCUCGUAUAUGAGCACGCGUACGCCUACCUGCAGGACCGAUUUCCCCUGUGACUCGAUUGAGAAGCAUUUAUCAUAAAAUCCAAAGCAGUUAAUUCACCAUUAUGUAGUGAUAUUAUUAAGUUCAUGCUAGUCUUAAUGAAUGGUCAAAUUUACUUAAAUUUUAUCAAGCAUGAGUCCGCAUUGGCGUUCUGAUACAGACUCUAUUUACUUAAAAAAGUCGGUCUACUCAUUGUUUUUAUAUUAUUUUUUUCUAGUGAUUUGUCAUUUCUUCAAUGUUAUAAAUUUCGUUUUUGGUUUAACUUUAGACAGGCAGGUAUUUAAAACUCAAAUACUCAAUGCAAGAAAAUCUGUGAUUGUUGAAAAGCACCACCAAUAAAAGAGUGAUCUCUGCCUUAAUUAUGCUAAUUCAGCAGCAAGCACAGUCAACCAAGAUUAUGUACACCGCGUGCCUAAACUGAAAGCUACAUUUUUCAGAAAUGUUCACUAGCUACAACUUCCAAAUAAUAAUUAAGAGACUUAGUAUCCAGCAAUGCGAUUUUAUGUUCUUAAAUCAUUUUUAAUAAAAUUAAUAUCUAAACCAAA